Sphaeroforma arctica JP610 is the source of this 489-nucleotide messenger RNA. RefSeq lists its product as hypothetical. The transcript has a single exon. NCBI's taxonomy places the organism in Eukaryota, Ichthyosporea, Ichthyophonida. The coding region runs from base 1 to 489 and encodes 162 amino acids. The record is from RefSeq and is a predicted model, not a curated record.
AUGAACUAUACUCAGAUGAACUAUACUCAGAAGAGCUAUACUCAGAUGAACUAUACUCAGAUGAACUAUACUCAGAUGAACUAUACUCAGAUGAACUAUACUCCGAUGAACUAUACUCAGAUGAACUAUACUCUGAUGAACUAUACUCAGAUGAACUAUACUCAGAUGAAUUAUACUCAGACGAGCUAUACUCAGAUGAACUAUACUCAGAUGAACUAUACUCAGAUGAACUAUACUCCGAUGAACUAUACUCAGAUGAACUAUAUUCAGAUGAACUAUACUCAGAUGAACUAUACUCAGAUGAACUAUACUCAGAUGAGCUAUACUCAGAUGAACUAUACUCAGAUGAACUAUACUCAGAUAAACUAUACUCCGAUGAACUAUACUCAGAUGAACUAUAUUCAAUCAGAUAACGGACGUAUCAUUGUGACGGGUGGUCUAUGGCCGUGGCUCGUCCUGGAUCAUAGAGACAGCGAGUACAAUAACUAA